CCAUUUACAAAAUCACUUUGGAUCCAUUCAUUAAAUUGGUUAAUUGCAAUAAAUCCAAGUGCCUGAGCGAUAAAAAAUUUACUUCUGGCUUUUAUGAUUGAGUUGUUCUGCACGGUGUCAGUCAGCUUACCCUUUUUUUCAUAAAUUUCCAUAUGAACUUGUCAAAUGUUUAUGCUGUGUUUCUCUCAGAUGUAGCUCCCUGUUCAUGGUGACUGUUGAGUGGAAACUCCAUCCAGAGGAGGUGGAGUCAGAUGUCUGCCGCAGCAGAUUUCAGCUGUUCAGCCUGGCAGGAGGAGCCAGUAGGACUGACCUCAGAGGGUCAGUGACAUAGCCAGUGAGAUCUCUAUUACAUGGGCAAGUGGAACUUGAAAUGAUCUACCACAAACUGAUAAAGCAUUAUUCUGAUUGUGGUCAUCAUCUGGAGGGAGAUGUGCUAUAUUUAUUUAUUUAUUUAUUUAUUUUACCUCUGGCUGUAGGCAUAGAUUAUAGGAGAUAAGUAGUAUAUAUUGCUAUUCCUGAACAAAAUCCUCUUGUAGGAACAACUGCUUUUCUUGAUGGAUUCUUGUAGUUGAGGAAUGUACCUCUUGUGACUUUCUGAGUAGGUGUUUUUGUAAUAGAGUGAUGUUGGGGCCAAAUCUACACCAGUCAAAAGUGAUUCUAUAUCUGUCCUAUAAACAACUUUAAGGUAGCCAAAGUGUAUCAUCUGCCCCCCGUCUCACACUAUCCCUUGGAUUGUAAUCUUAUCUAAGGUCUUCCUCUUUCCCUCCCAUCUGGGAGCUCAAUGUUCAACAUCCUUUGUCCAAUUUAUGCAGAAUCCCUCCUCUGCACAUAUUGAAACCCUCUCAGCCUUGCCUCAUUAACUUUGUCUCCAAACCACUCAACCUGAGCUGUCCCUCUGAUGUUCUCAUUUCUAAUCCUGUCCGUUCUGGUCACUUCUAUUGAAAAUCUGAGACUCUAAACCUCUGUUUCCUGUCUUUUUUAUGUCAGUGCCAGCACCUCCAAACCAUACAUCACAGCAGGUCUCAUUACCAUCUUGUAAACCUUCCCUUUCACUUCUUUACCACCCCUGAACCUUGUCUCCGCUCACUCCACUUGCCUCUUCUUCACCUCUUUGGAUGGUUGAAACAAACCAAGUUUUUUUAUUAAUUUUUUUAACUCAUCUGCUUUCACCACCUCUGCUCCUUACAGCUUCACCUUUCCACCGGUGUCCCUCUUAUUCACACACAUGUAUUCUGUCUUGCUUCUAACCCUACCUCAUCCAGCGUGCUCUCUACUCUCACUAAAGACCACAAUGUUGCCUACAAACACUAUAGUCCAAGGACACUCCUGCCUGACCUCAUCUGUCAGCCUGUCCAUCAUCAUUGCAAACAAAAAUCUAUAUGACACUAAUGUUAUUUCACUCAGCAAACCAGCUUCAGAUCUUCAUCUCUACAAGAAAACAUAUCCAACUCAACAGGGAGUGAAUUUGACUCAGAGCCUACAGGUAGAUGCUGGGGUGGGGGAUGGCCUUUUGAAAUAUGUUCAGUAACAAUGGAAGGAAGUAGCGGCAUAGCUUUUGGGGAAAGCAGUGUUCACAGGCAGGCAGUGAAAGAAUGAGCAGGGAACUGACAGCUUAUACCAGCAUGAUUAAAAGGGUGUUGGGUAUGUGAGGGGAGUAUGCCAAUGCGAGUGCCGCAGUACACUAGAGUGAUUGCCUGAAGUAUCUUGCAGCCUUCACCUCAUUAGUAAAACCUGUACUUUUCUGGCUGCGAUGAGUCAAAAAUGUCUGCAGUUAUAUGGUCCUGUUAAUUAGGUCAGAUCAACAGGGAGGACAGCAUUUGCCUCAGAAAUGUAAUUUUUUGAUAUCAGUUCUCUUUAUGAGUAGAAGCUUUAUUCAAGCUAAAAAUUAUUAAUUCUACAUUUUACAGCAUGGUUUCUUAUGUCGGUGUGCUAGAGCAUGAACACAACACAAACCGCCUUUUCGAUCUCAGCAGGUCAUUUGGAAUUGGCUUUUAGCAUGGCUGCUCUCUCCCUUAGAGGUAAGGUGCAGAGUUCAGUCAUUUGGGAGGGGCUCAGAGUAGAGCCGCUACUCCUCCACAUCAAAGAGAGCUGGCUGAGGUUAGUCAGGUAUCUGACUAAGAGGCCUCCUGGAUGCCUCCCAGGUGAGAUGCUUCAGGCAUGUCCUACCAGGGGAAGGCCCCGGGGCAGACCAGGACAUGCCAGAGAGAUGAUGUCUCUCUGUUGGCUCAGUGUUCUUUCAGAUAAGCUGGGGAGAGGGAGGUGUGGGCUUCUCUGCUAAGUCUUCUCCCCCUGCAACAUGAAGAUGGGUGGAUGGUGUACUUAGUUUUUCAGAUACUUCCUUUGCAUUUUGCCUUAGUUUUUUGAUAAAAUAAUAAUAAUACGAUGUAAUUUGUCAUGUGUUGUAAUUCAGCUCAAGUUGUUUUUACCUCAUUUUAAAAGACCUGUAAAGGCCUAGAUAUCUUUAUGUAUUGAUUUUAUACCCAGAUUAAUUUCUGAUAUGAUAUUAUGUGCUAUUACUAUAUUAUAUUAUGUCCUGAUAUCUUAGAGACAGGGUGAAGAGCUCCGAGUAGAGCUGCUAAUCCUUCAUAUUAAAAAGAGCCAGCUAAGGUUGUUUAGGUUUCUGACUAGGAUCCCUUCUGAAUGAGGUGUUUCAGGCAUGUCCUACCAGGAGAAGACCCAGAUCCAGGCCCAUUAUGUGUCUCAGCUGGCUUGGGAAUGUGUUGGUGUUCCCCUGAAGGAAGUGGAGGAAGUGGAUGGGGAGAGGGAGGUCUGGGCAUCUUUGGGACCUGAACCCAGAUUAAUGGCAAAUAAAUAAAUAAAUAAAUAACUGGAUGGUUGGAUAGCAUAUCCACUUUGUGAUAUUUGAUAUAUAUUUUCAGAGUGAACCCACUGCUGAAGGUCCUGGACCAAAUCCCAAAUCCUGCUGCUAAUAUCAGUGUGAGCCUCCUGCCUCAUUUGCUUAAUGAUGCCUUAAAAGGAAAUAGCAGGACUGUCGUCAUUUACUGCAUUAACCCUCAAGGUACUGAGCUACACCACAUCAACAUACAAAGAAAUAAAUAUGCAUGUGUGAUUUACAAAACAAAAAUAACCCUCCUUCUUUCAGGUCUUCUAGAUAACGAGACACCUUCUGCUUUAAAUCUGGCCCAGAAAGUGAGAGGUUUUGCAACUAAGCCCACCACUGGUUGCUGGAGUCCAAGGGCAACUGAGCAAAAGAUUCGUGACAGCAUCACUGAUCUAAGAAGCGCGAUAAUGUCACAAGGGGACAGUGAAGUUCACAGCAUCUACGAGCUGGCCGAGCUCACGCAAAACCUGCAGAUGGUGAAAAAGCAAUCAUGGGAGAAGAGACGGGAAGAAUCAGAAAAGAUAAAAGUCAAAAUAAAGACUUGCAAGACCUCAAAUAGCAAUCUGCUGUUUUCUGGAGAUCAUCACCCCAACAGCAGGCAGGGUACAGAUACAAUGAAAUGUCUACAGGACCAGCUGAGGCAGGAAAUGGAAGAACAUAUUACAGGUAAAAUACUCAGAUUCAAAAGUCACGGUUCCAUAUGGCUAACCACAGCCGGCGUAUUCUGUUUGUUUCUCAUAUUCCCAGAAGGUAAAGAGAAUGCAGAAAAGGUCCAGGAGAGAGUAGCGAGAAUCCAGCAGCUGAAGGAGGCUCUCAGGGAGGAGACACUUAAGAGUGGAGCUGCUACUGGGAAUUCCCCUGCCUGUCAACAAUCUCAGUUGGAAUACAACAAAGCAGAGGAACGGAGGAGGCAACUUAAGGAGGAUCAUGGGAGAUUAAUUCAGCAGGAGGUGGAGAAGAUGGAGAGAGACUUGGCACAGGAAAACCUACCGAAAGAAGGUCCUCAGAGGGACUUGCUGGUACUGACCAGAGAGAGACAGGUCCUAGUACUGCAGAUAGAGGCCUUGCGUGCCGAGGCCCAGCAAGCUGAAAAAGACCUACAGGAUCAAUAUGACAGACACCGAGCAGAGCUGCACUGUCUCAGGGAGGAGAGCCUGCAGGUGUUCAGAGUGUUUCGUCAGGUAGGCGAAGAGCAGAGAAAGAUUUCAGAGGGCAGAUACAGAAGUGUGCUGCUGGAAGCGGUGCAGGAUGCCAUCUACUUGUCUGCACAGAACCAGCAGCUGCAGGCAGAGAAUAAGCAACUCCGUAAAUCAGCAGGAGAACUGAAGGAUAUGCUAGCUGCACAAGGUGAUCCCGUGGCUGAUCCCCCGUCAACACUGAAUGUGUGACUUGAAUGUCUUUAUGCAGCAGUGUGCGGACUGUAAAUCAUG
Haplochromis burtoni (Burton's mouthbrooder) is the source of this 4272-nucleotide messenger RNA. RefSeq lists its product as uncharacterized. The transcript is spliced from 7 exons. NCBI's taxonomy places the organism in Eukaryota, Metazoa, Chordata, Actinopteri, Cichliformes, Cichlidae. The record is from RefSeq and is a predicted model, not a curated record. The coding region runs from base 3250 to 4230 and encodes 326 amino acids.